AUGCCGUAACAAGAAUAAAUAUAAGUACCAAUCGAAUAUGUGCGAAUGAUACGGACAUAAUGUUUGGCGCAAAUUUAUCAAACGUCGAACGGAAGCUCGGCGAUGCGCGCAUCUCAAACCGCAUCCCGUUUCACUCCGUCCUCCAAUCGCCUCCGACCUCCGACCAAGUGGACCUCCGUCCGUACCAUACCUCAGUUCAGUCAGUCUGUCUGUGCAUAUUGGAACGUACGGACGUACGUCGCCGCACCGCGCUGCCAGGACGCGAGCUUUCGAAUUUUACCUUCCUUACCUGUGGAUUUUCAGUGACAUGUGUUUUUAAAAAAAAUUACACUAUUGUGUUUUAAUUUUGGAUUAGCUGUGUUCCAUUGUGGAGUUCACAGUUCCGUGGUAAACCCAUACUCAAGGUCCCUUUGAUUAGAGGUCGCCCGUAAAGACGAAGGAUAUUAUAUCAGUCAAUUGACUUAUCUCCAAAUUCGAGAUUCUGAUCUACAGAAAUUAAAGAUUACGAGAGGCUGCCAAAUCUACAUAAUCUCAAUACUUUAAAAAUUUAAAGUACAAAAAGAUGGACGAGAAAUGUUUAAGACAGUGUCGGAAAUGAAACAGAAGACGCGGAAAAAAGUUGCAAAGUAUUGGCAAGGAAGUGCGAGACUGUAGCCAAAACGGUCACCAAAGACAUGUGAAAUACAUUAGAAGAAACAGAGAAACUUUCAUAUCCAAUAAAGCAUAUCUCAUUGAAGUUUGAAGAUAUCACAAAACAUAUCUCAUUGUUUUAUACUAGUCACCUUUUGUGAUUAUAGAUAGUAAAAUUGUAUUGCUCAAAUUCAACUAUUCAGUUAAGUACUUUUAAAUUUUUAAAUGACGAACCUGUCACUAUAAAUCUAUCAUAUUCUAUAGCAGAAAGAAAGAGAAAAUAAAAGGUUGAAAUGAAAUAUUUUACCAUGUUCUUCUUGAGAAGACGUACAUUGAUUCUCAAGGCAGUUUUGAUACUAACAGCAUUAUGGUUUAUGGUAGCAUUACUGACAACAAAUGGGGGAUCGAGAAAUGCAAUUGUAGCUCCAGCAGUGGAGUACGAUGAUGCUGAAGCCAAACCAUUAAAAAUAGCCAAACCUACUCCUGUGAAAAGAAAAAGUGAAUCCUAUGGAAACAACUUAUCCGAUGCACAAACGCGUGUCAAUUGGAUUGGUCGUCUCAUGGGAGAUGAAGGACUAGGUGUAAUAGCUGCCCCUGGCUCGGACAACGCUCCCGGCGAACUCGGCAAACCGGUCGUACUGCCCAAGAAUAUCAGCGAGGAUACGAAAUUGGCAGUUUCCGAAGGAUGGAAAAAGAACGCGUUCAACCAAUACGUUAGCGAUCUCAUAUCGAUUAGAAGGAAGUUGCCAGAUCCGAGGGACGAAUGGUGCAAACAGCCAGGUAGAUAUCUAGAAGAUCUUCCGCAGACAUCUGUAGUUAUAUGUUUCCACAAUGAAGCGUGGUCAGUUCUACUCAGAACAGUACAUUCUGUAUUGGAUCGAUCACCGCCACAUUUAAUAAAGGAAAUUGUUCUUGUCGACGAUUUUUCUGAUAUGCCACAUCUAAUGCAACAACUGGAUGACUACAUGUCCUCCCUUCCUAAGGUUAGAAUAGUACGAGCGCCACGUCGUGAAGGCCUUAUAAGAGCUAGAUUACUCGGAGCUCGAUACGUCACUGCUCCGGUACUAACUUAUUUAGACAGCCAUUGUGAAUGUACAGAAGGUUGGUUGGAACCACUAUUGGAUAGAAUAGCUCGCAACAAAACUACGGUUGUAUGCCCUGUAAUUGACGUUAUCGAUGAUAAUACACUUGAAUAUCACUAUAGAGAUUCGUCGUCAGUUAACGUUGGUGGAUUUGAUUGGAAUCUACAGUUCAAUUGGCAUCCGGUGCCAGCGAGAGAACGAGCUAGACAUCAUCAUACAGCUGAACCAGUUUGGUCUCCAACAAUGGCUGGAGGUCUAUUUGCUAUUGAUAAAGAAUUUUUUGAAAGACUAGGAACUUACGACAGUGGUUUUGAUAUUUGGGGCGGUGAAAAUCUGGAACUCUCAUUCAAGACUUGGAUGUGUGGCGGAACGCUAGAGAUAGUCCCUUGUUCGCAUGUAGGUCACAUAUUUAGGAAACGUUCACCUUAUAAAUGGCGUACAGGAGUUAAUGUACUAAAGAAAAACUCAGUUCGUCUUGCCGAGGUAUGGCUAGACGACUACGCUAAAUACUAUUAUCAACGCGUUGGUAACGAUAAAGGAGAUUACGGCGACAUUACAAGCAGGAAAAUGUUAAGAGAAAAACUGGGCUGCAAAUCCUUUGAAUGGUACUUGAAGAAUAUCUACCCUGAGCUUUUUAUUCCUGGGGAAUCAGUUGCCCAUGGCGAGAUCCGAAAUGUUGGCUUCCAAAAGUUGUGUUUGGACUCGCCGACACGCAAGUCAGACCACCAUAAGCCCGUCGGUCUAUACCCGUGUCAUCGGCAGGGAGGAAAUCAGUAUUGGAUGUACUCCAAAAAUGGUGAAAUACGGCGAGACGAAACAUGUCUCGAUUAUUCGGGACAUGACGUUGUCUUGUACCCCUGCCAUGGUGCCAAAGGCAAUCAGCUGUGGCUUUAUGAUCCUAAUACAAAGUUACUAAAACACGGUUCCAGCGAAAAGUGUAUGGCGAUCUCACGGAACAAGGAUAAAAUUGUGAUGGAGACGUGCAACGAUGGGGAGAAUAGGCAAAUGUGGAACAUGGAGAACUUCAACCCUGACAGACUUACGCCAGAGCUAAUAGCCGAGUAGCCAGAGGCCUAUGAUGAAGUUUUAUUCAUAUAAGAGCAAGGACUCGUUUGAAAUUUGACUGUGUGUUUAUAAAUCACUCGUUUUCGACUGCAAUGUGUGUUUUGCAAUUGUGUACAUGGACAAAUGGGAGAAACAUUAGGAUUUUUGCGAUUAAUCGAGGCCAUUUUAUUUAUAGAUAUUAAGGCUGUUGGUGUACAUUAUUUUAUACAUAUUGGAAUAUUUUAAAUUACCAGUUUGUGUAGGCAAACGUACUGAUAUAGCAACUGUAUAGUGUUCUCACUCGUUAACCCCGUCACAAUUUGGCCUAAAAUAUUUAGGGACUGACUUUCCUAAUUGCUUUAUUUUUGCAAAUAUUGUAUUUAGUUACAAUAUAUAUCUACUAUUUGUAGUGAAUGUUUAAUUAAUUGUUUAAAUUUUUAUUUUAAAAGUUAUUAAGUGUGUAAUUUAAUAUUACACGUUUAUGAAUUUUGAAUUAAAUAAAAAUUAUAGGUUUAACAAUAUGAAUAACUUUCUCAUAUUUUUUUUUGUACAAUUUUUCAAACUCUCCUGUGCAAUUUAUUGGACAAAGAACUUUACAAUCUUUUAAAUGUAUUCAAGUACUAUUUAAAACGGUUUUCUUAAACUGAUGUUUAUUAUCUAUUCUUAAUUAAUUGUAAUAGUAUUCUGUAUGAAGUAUUACUGAAUCAUUAGAUACUAGAAACAGUUUUUUGUACAUAUCUGUCUAAAUAUAUCAUUGAGAUAUUCCAACUAUAUUUACUGUAAUAACUAAGAAUUAUGUACAUGAGUGAUUACUUUAGUUAAUAUUUUCUUUUGUGAUUUAUUUAAAACAUAAUAGUCAUUCGACUUACAUGGUAGAAAAUUGUAACUUCUAAAUGUAAAGUAUAAAUAGAUAUAAUUAAAAAAAAAAUUCGCUCGAGUAAGUGUAUAUUUUUGUAUUAAUCGUUAUAUGAUUUGACGAAUUUAUAAUUUAUUUUAGUUUGUUUUUUUUUUCGUAAUUGUGUGUUAUAGAAACAUUGUAUUAUUUUUUAAUCUAAUGCGACUGAACUCUAGAUUAAUUCAUAAUUGAUUAUGUUGCUCGUUUAAAUUUAUAAUAUUAAUGUCUUUAAGAAUCAUUUUUAUAAUGUUAUCAUAAAUUACUUACUGAUUAAAGAACAUUAGUUAGCUUUCCUAAAUAGUUCUGAAUUUAACGUUAAAAUGUCAUAUCAUAAUAAUUCUACUAUUGAAAUCAAUAAUAUGUACUGGUAGAGUACGUUACAUGGCACAAGAAGCUGCUCUAAUUAUUUUUUUUUAUAUAAUUUGACGUUACUGCAUUAACGUUACUCAUUUCAAAUGGAAAUCUUUUAUUUUAAUCUUUUUAAAUAUUUAAUAAAUUGUUUAAACGUUUCAUAAUAACAUACAAUAGCUAAUUCCUACUCUAUUUUAUUCCAAUCUAUACAUUCCUAUUAUGUGAUUAAAAAUUCCUAUUAUGAGGUUUAUAAGUAGCUAGGGUAUGAAAUGCCAAUAUUUUUCCAAUAUAUUAAAUACAUGACAAAAUCUUUUUUAUGUUAUUUGGAGUUUAUUUAAUAAUUAAGAAUGUCCCAUAUUUAUAUACUCUAGUGGAGGUGUUGAAAUGUAAUUAUUAUGUUGUUUUUAAAUUUGAGGUUUUCAAGGGAUAUGAAUUUAAACAUAAACGUUUUAAACGAAAAAUUUUUAUUAUUAUAUUUGUGCUUGUUUAAUUAUUUUAAAUGUGUAUUGGUUUAGUUAAAUCUACUGCCAGUUAGUCUUCCUUUAAAGUUUCUUCAGGAAUGGCAACUCAUGAAGGGUAUCAUGGACAACACGGUAUACUAUGUUGUCUAUGGUACUGUUCACGUCUAUAGGUGAUGGUUACCACUUUAUCAGAUGGAUCGUCAUCUUGUUUGCCAUUCUAAGUUGUAUGAAAAAAGCUUUUAAUUUUAGUUUACUUCAAGUGAGCGUGUUCAAUGCUCAUGCUUUCUCAGAAAACUAGAACUUUCCAAAAAGUCGAAGGUUAUAGCAAUUGUGUUGGCAUGCCCACAACCUCCAUCAUACAACGGUAUAAACUUCUUGACGUAAAUAAAAUUUGGGAUUCGUAGCAUCAGCUUUUGUAUACAGGCUCAUGUUUUUAAUGAUUCUUGGAAUGAACGUUCUUGGUUGUUACCACAAAAGAUCUUGACUCUGAAAACUGAAUCCUACCGUAUCUAUUACAUCGAUAUGGACUACUGAAUAUAUAAAAAAAUAUUUUUUAUUACUUUAUUAUUCAGACUCAAAAUUGUUUCAAUAUUUCUAAUUAUAGAUAAAAUUCUCAAUUUGUCAUAAUUUUUCAAUCGCGGAUUAUGUUUUUAAAUACUUAUUGUUUAAUUUUUAUUUAUUAUUUUGCAUUUCAAGAAUCUAAUAAAAUAGCGGAAGUUUUGAAGCCUACUAUCCAUGGAGGUAUAGAUGCACAUUCGUCUGAGUAUGAUUGUUAUAUUUGCUGCUUCCAUAUAAUUGUACGAUGUUCUAUUGAUAGUGGUACAGUAUAGUAUUUAUAUCGUUUUAUAUGAGUUUUAUAAUACCUGUUUGUGUUUAAUGAUGAAAAUGGAAUGAUACCCGGUAUUAACCACAUUGUUUUCCAUAGGGGACCGCGUGGGGGUAAAUCUGGUAGAGUAUAUUGCAAGCAAUAAGGACAAACAUUAUUAUUAACAAUCCAUUCCUCCUCCUCUUUCCUAUAAUGACCCUUGUCCUGUUCAUUUAUAUAGUACCACGAAUAUCAUUUAUUAUAAAUAUAAACGUAGUGGAAAUUUCUGGAAAUAUUCAUUUGAAUUAUUCUUAUUCAUUAUUAUUUUUAUUUAUUUUUUUUUCUGUUUAGUGAAAAAAGUCUAUAUUUAUUUGUACUAAAACAGUAUUCUCGUACAUUGAGCAAGAAAUAUAAAUAACAGAAAUAAUGGUGAAAUAUAAAUGUACGAGAUAAUUACAAAUCAAAGAAAAUUUAUGACAUGCCGAGUUAGAUAAGGUUUAUAAUAUAUUUUGCAGUGUCGAUGGAACAAUGCUUCCCUGGAUAGUAAGCUUUGCUGAUGUUAGCGAAAUAAAAACUUUUAAGUACUCUCACGGGGUACAUAAAAUUCAUAAGAUACUGAAAAAUAAAAAAAAAUUAACGAGUACCUACAGACUUCUUAGGAAGUACCGAUAUAUUGACAUGAUUUUUUUAUAGUUAGUAGCAUACUAUAAUUUAUACUAUCUUUUACAAGAUUAGUUCACAAUAUUUAAAGUAACUACUCAGUUAAAGUGAAUAAAAUGUAAGUUAGCUUAUUACGUACAGUCAAUAAUUACAAAUAGCUAUUCACUUACUUUUGUUCAUUUUAUGCUUUAGGAUGCGUUUAUAAUUUUAUUAAUAGAAAAAAAAACUUCAUAGUUAUCAAAAGAGAUUUCUAAGUUUUGUUCCCUCUGUAUAUAAAAUAAAGGUAUCGGGCGUUCGUGUUUCAUAGUAAAUAAACUAAUUAUAAUUGCUCCAGACAUCGUACGUAUCAUGCUGACUAGUUCGAUAUAAUAUUUCCUGACGUUUCAGAUCCCUUUUUUUGCUACGCUUCAGAAUAUCGGGCCUCUUUAGUUCCUUCGUUAUUAAAAUGAUGUUCAAAUAGCUCGGUUUUAUAUAUUUUAUUUCCACGUAGUAGAUAAUUCUUAAAACAAUUGUCUCUUUCCACUUCGUUGGAAUAAAUUUUAUGUCGGAUUAAUUUAAAUUCGUUUAGUUUUUAUGAAUUUUAUUACGUACCAUGGUGAUGGUACGCAAUAAAAUUCGUGUAUAUAUGAUUGAGUACAAUCGAUGUAUUUUCCAUAUGUAAUUUGUCAUUAAUUUACAAAAUUAUAAUUUUUUUACAGUUAGAAUUUGUAUUAAUUUUUGCAAUCGUAUAUUGCAAUAGAAUAUUUCUCUUAAAAUCCCUCACAUUAUAUUUAUAUUUUCUUUCCGUAUUGAAAAUAUUCAAGUUAAAUUGUAAAUUUUUAUUUUGUUUAUUUGCCCCCUUUAGUACGAUAACGUCGAAAUCUUGGAGCAACGUUUAGUUAAAUGAUGAUUGUAUUCAUAAAUUAGAUUUAUUUAAUUAAUGAUACAUUAAAACCUGUAAAAUAGUAGUUCAUAUCUGUCUAGGUAGGAAGUUUAAAUGUGCCUUAUAUAUUUUUAGGUAACUAUUAUUAAAUGUUGAAUUUCUGUAUAUAACGCGAUGUCUCCAAUUGUAUUAUAAUAUAGAAUAGAAAUAUUAGAUGGCGAUAAAAUAGUAUUUGUAAAAUAAAGCAUUAUGUUGGAUUUGUACAA
This is a messenger RNA of Galleria mellonella (greater wax moth), 7056 nucleotides long. RefSeq names its product putative polypeptide N-acetylgalactosaminyltransferase 9 (gene Pgant9). Gene Ontology annotation, cellular component: Golgi apparatus. NCBI's taxonomy places the organism in Eukaryota, Metazoa, Arthropoda, Insecta, Lepidoptera, Pyralidae. The transcript is spliced from 14 exons. The record is from RefSeq and is a predicted model, not a curated record. Bases 924 to 2777 code for a protein of 617 amino acids.